This is a messenger RNA of Linderina pennispora, 1212 nucleotides long. Its product is annotated as alpha/beta-hydrolase. The record is from RefSeq and is a predicted model, not a curated record. The transcript has a single exon. NCBI's taxonomy places the organism in Eukaryota, Fungi, Kickxellomycota, Kickxellomycetes, Kickxellales, Kickxellaceae. Gene Ontology annotation, molecular function: hydrolase activity. Bases 1 to 1212 code for a protein of 403 amino acids.
AUGAUUGCCCACUGUGUGUUGUUAACCAUCUACCGGUUCUACCGCUACGGCCCCGAGACCAAAUCCUGGGACCUGCGGUUCCACAUAAUCAAGGACGUCAUGCAUACCUUCCUGGCCGACUCGCUGCCGCACGACCUGAAAAACACCGACUCGCAGCGCAUAAACUACCGGGAAAUUGCCGACUACAUCUCGCUGAACAACCUGCCAGUACGUCCACUGACAUUAAGAGACGGCGUGAACCGCGAGUUCUCCAUAGAAAUCAACCACAGCCUAUGUGUAGACUACCCGAGCCUCACAUACAAAGACUCCGGCCGCCGCCUGCAGAAACUGGCCCAGGAGGACCGCCGCGCGUGCGACGCCCAGGCUCCACGCACGCUAUCGUUCCAGUGCGUUUUGGGCAAGCAUGCGAUGCACUGCCAUACGUGCAAGUCGCAGGCAAUGGGGAGCAAAAUACUGGCUCCCUAUCCGAUUCGCAAGGACGAGCAGAUUAUCUUGCAUUUCCACGGCGGCGCCUAUUGCCUCGGGGAGCGCUCCCUGAACCAUCUCUUCAUAUACGCAAACACCUCGUCGGCGACCAAUAUGCGUGUGUUCUCGCCAAACUACGCCCUGGCCCCGCGCCACUGCUUCCCGCAGCAGCUCCACGACUGCUACAUCGCAUACCGCUACCUUUUGAACAACGGGUUUGCCCCCAGGAACAUUUUCUUGGGCGGCGACAGUGCCGGCGGCACGCUGGCCUUGGGCCUGCUGCUUUUGCUCAAGGACCUGAAGAUGGAGAUGCCCAGGGCAGCCAUGCUGGUUUCGCCGUGGGUUGAUGUCACGUGCCCGGGCAACAGCUGGCUCACCAACAGAAACCUCGACUACUUGCCGGCCUUUUCGCUCGACGACCCCUUCCACCCAACCCGCAUGUUCUACGAUGCCGGCCGGCCGUUAUCGCAGCAGAUGCUGGAGGAGCUCAAGUGUCCGCUGGUUUCGCCUGUCUACGGCGACCUGUCCGGCCUGCCCCCGCUGCUGGUGCAGAUGGGCCAGAAUGAGCUGCUCCACGACGAUAUCUGCACCCUGGUGGCCAAGAUCAAAAAGCAGAACCGCGGCCGCCCAAAUGCCGUAACCCUCGAGGUCUACAAGGACAUGCCCCAUGUCUUUGUGCUGUUCGAUUUUACCGACGCCGCAAAGCGCGCCUUUGGAAGCAUGGCCAACUUUGUCCAGACUGUUUAA